GCAGUGGAGCCUGGCGCUUCGGGGCACAGGGACAGGGCUGAUACAAUGCCACACUCAACACUGGACUCUGGGGUCAGCCUGCAUGCCUAUGACAUUACGGUCGUUGUCAUCUACUUUGUCUUCGUCAUCGCUGUGGGCAUCUGGGCAUCUUCCCAUGCAAGCCGGGGAACUGUCGGAGGCUAUUUCCUGGCUGGGAGAUCCAUGAGCUGGUGGCCAAUCGGAGCUUCGCUGAUGUCCAGCAAUGUGGGCAGCGGCUUGUUCAUCGGUCUGGCUGGGACAGGGGCUGCUGGAGGCCUUGCUGUGGGUGGCUUUGAGUGGAACGCAACCUGGCUGCUUCUGGCCCUUGGCUGGAUCUUCAUCCCUGUCUACAUCGCAGCCGGUGUGGUCACAAUGCCACAGUACCUGAAGAAGCGGUUCGGGGGCCAGAGGAUCCAGGUGUACAUGUCCGUCCUGUCUCUCAUCCUCUACAUCUUCACCAAGAUAUCGACGGACAUUUUCUCUGGAGCACUGUUCAUCCAGAUGGCAGUGGGCUGGAACCUCUAUCUCUCCACGGUGCUCCUGCUGCUGGUGACGGCCGUCUACACCAUCACAGGGGGCCUCAUGGCUGUAAUCUACACAGAUGCUCUGCAGACGGUGAUCAUGGUGGGGGGAGCGCUGGUUCUCAUGUUUCUGGGCUUUCAGGAGGUUGGCUGGUACCCAGGCCUGGAGCAGCAGUACCGGCAGGCUAUCCCUAACGCCACAGUCCCCAACACCACCUGCCACCUUCCUCGGCCAGAUGCUUUUCACAUGCUGCGGGACCCUGUGAGCGGGGACAUCCCAUGGCCAGGUCUCAUUUUUGGGCUCACGGUUCUGGCCACCUGGUGUUGGUGCACAGACCAGGUCAUUGUGCAGAGGUCUCUCUCCGCCAAGAGUCUGUCUCAUGCCAAAGGAGGCUCUGUGCUGGGGGGCUACCUGAAGAUCCUCCCCAUGUUCUUCAUUGUCAUGCCCGGCAUGAUCAGCAGGGCCCUGUACCCAGACGAGGUAGGCUGCGUGGAUCCUGACAUCUGCCAAAGAGUCUGUGGGGCCCGAGUGGGAUGCUCUAACAUUGCCUACCCGAAGCUGGUCAUGGCUCUCAUGCCCAUCGGUCUGCGGGGCCUGAUGAUCGCCGUGAUCAUGGCCGCCCUCAUGAGUUCACUCACCUCCAUCUUCAACAGCAGCAGCACCCUGUUUGCCAUUGAUAUUUGGCAGCGCUUCCGAACGAAGGCCACAGAGCAGGAGCUGAUGGUGGUCGGCAGAGUGUUUGUGGUGGUCCUGGUCGUCAUCAGCGUCCUCUGGGUCCCCAUCAUCCAAUCCGCCAACAGCGGGCAGCUCUUUGACUACAUCCAGUCUAUCACCAGCUACCUGGCCCCGCCCAUCACUGCCCUCUUCCUACUGGCCAUUUUCUGCAAGAGAGUCACAGAACCUGGAGCUUUCUGGGGCCUGAUGUUCGGCCUGGCCGUGGGGCUCCUGCGCAUGAUCCUGGAGUUCUCCUACCCAGCUCCAGCUUGCGGAGAGGUGGACAAGAGGCCGGCUGUGCUCAAGGACUUCCACUACCUCUACUUUGCACUCCUCCUGUGUGGGCUCACUGCCAUCGUCAUCGUCACCAUCAGCCUCUGUACCACCCCCAUGUCGGAGGAAAAGCUGGCUCGCCUGACCUGGUGGACGCGAAACCACCCCCCUUCAGAGCUGGUGAAAGAGACCCAUGAGAGCACACGAGAGAUGCCCUCUGGGGUGGGCCCUGCAGACAGUGAAGUGCUGGCGAACUCUAGCCAUGACCAGGAGCAGCCUGCAGUUCCACGCAAGUCCUGGAGGAAGUUACUCUGGAAUUGGUUCUGUGGCCUCUCUGGGACCCCGGAGCAGGCUCUCAGCCAGGCAGAGAAGGCUGCUCUGGACUUUAUUGCAUAG
Messenger RNA from Echinops telfairi (small Madagascar hedgehog), 1923 nucleotides. It is a transcript of the gene SLC5A9, whose product is annotated as solute carrier family 5 member 9. The coding region runs from base 46 to 1923 and encodes 625 amino acids. Gene Ontology annotation, cellular component: plasma membrane. The transcript is spliced from 15 exons. Gene Ontology annotation, molecular function: D-glucose:sodium symporter activity. The record is from RefSeq and is a predicted model, not a curated record. Lineage: Eukaryota; Metazoa; Chordata; Mammalia; Afrosoricida; Tenrecidae. Gene Ontology annotation, biological process: transmembrane transport.